Messenger RNA from Cajanus cajan (pigeon pea), 2184 nucleotides. The record is from RefSeq and is a predicted model, not a curated record. Lineage: Eukaryota; Viridiplantae; Streptophyta; Magnoliopsida; Fabales; Fabaceae.
UAUAUUUUUUAAAAAGGGGGUGUACUUAUACGAGAGUGGAGGUGUGUUUAUCAUCUGCCCCAGAAUUAUGCUACAGACAUGACCCAAUAACACACAAUCAACAUUUGGGCUUUGUUCCAAUCUAAUGGGCUUCGAUGGGCCUGCGAUGCUCCCUUGUUGAAACGACAGCGUUUCUGGGUAGUCAGUGGUGGCAUUGAUGACAGGUCAACUCUGAGUGGGACAUGGGAAAAUCAGAAAAGCAAAAAAGUCUUCGUAUCCGUUUGUGAACUUUUCUCUGUUCAUUUCAACUUUUCCUUUUUCACAACCAUUUCAAAUUUCAAAACACUUCUUCUUCUUUUUCGUCUUCUCGUUCUAUCUUAAUUAAGCCGAGCAGCAACACCAGCUUCAAACUCACCUCAACCUCCACUUGCAGUUGCCACCUCGUACUUUGCAAAAACGUGUUCUUUGCUCAAAUGGGUGGUUCAGGAAGAUGGCUUAAGUCGCUCAUUCCUCUCAGAAAGGCCUCCCCAUCUGAUCAAGUUUGCAAAUUUUUGUUGGGAUUUUUUUUUUCUUGCUGUGUUUGGCUCUGUGAUGUUUAUUCAGUAUGUUUCUGCAUUUUUCAGGAGAAGGGUGUUGAUAAGAGUAAGAGAAAGUGGAAGCUAUGGAGGAGCAGUUCAGAAGGGUUUGGGAUUGGAUGCUCCAUGAAGAAGGGGCAGGGUGGUGGUGGUGCUUCCUUUGUGGUGGAUGAUGGAGCAUUUGCUGCUGCUAUGGCUGCUGUGGUCAGAACUCCACUCAAAGACUUCAUGGUGAUCAAGCAGGAAUGGGCUGCCAUUCGAAUCCAGGCAGUGUUUCGAGGUUUCUUGGCAAGACGAGCUUUAAGGGCCCUGAGGGCAGUGGUGAGGUUGCAGGCCAUAUUUCGCGGUUGGCAAGUGAGAAAGCAAGCAGCUGUUACUCUAAGGUGCAUGCAGGCUCUUGUGCGAGUUCAAGCACGGGUCAAGGCAAGGAAUGCGAAGAAUUCUCCAGAGGGGAAUGCUAAUGAAGAUGAUCCUGUUAAGCAGGCUGAGAAAGGGUGGUGUGACAUUCCAGGAACUGUGGAAGAAGUUAAGGCGAAAUUACAAAUGAGACAGGAAGGAGCAAUUAAGAGAGAUAGAACAAAGGCAUACUCUCUAUCUAAGCAGAAAUCCACACCAAGUGCUAGUCCAAAUUCAAGAGCUUCUAAGCCAGUUAUUCCUCUCAAGCACUGCAGCCGAGAAAGCAAGAGCUCGGGAUGGAGUAUGUUAGAACGCUGGAUGGCUGCAAAGCCAUGGGAGAGCAGGUCGAUGGAAGAGAUGUAUCUGGACUCGCCUGACAAGACUCCAGUGACCAGUAAAAGUGAUCAUUUUGUUCUUCCCUUUAAUUCAGAUAAACAAAAUGACUCAGUCAAAGCAAGAAGGAAUGGUGUGACAACCAGAAUUUCAUCUAAAUCUCUUGCAACUAGUCAAUCAACUCCAUCAUCUUCAGCCAUAAGCUCGGAAUGCAUGUAUGAUGAUAGCCCUAUGUCAACUUCAUGCACAUCUGAAUCACCACCUCUACCAUCUACCAACAAUGUUAUGGUGGAAGCAACAGAAGAAAGAAAUGUUUUUAAACCAAGCUACAUGAAUCUGACAGCAUCAACCAAAGCUAAACUGAAACCCUAUAGGUGUUUUUCUCAGAAUUCAAAGAGAAUCUUCAUGGAUGAUUGUGUGUCACUAAAUGGAGUUACUAGAUGCAGUUCUGGUUCCUAUCCUUCUGCCAAUAUGUGGAAGAAUGUCUAUGCAACACCUCUUAGGACAAGUUAUCAAAAGCGAUAUACAUUAGAAGAUAAGUAGUUGCUUUGCCACGACAAUCACUGGAAUGUUCUAUUUCAAUAAGCCAACAGCUUGUUGUUCAUUGUCACCUUCAUCAGAUGAAUGUGUGUACUAAUACACAGAUAAUUGCUAAUUGAUAUACGGAUAACACAAGUGCUUUGGUGUGAAGAUGAAAAGCACAUUUUCAAUUUAUAAGGUGUUUUUACGGCAAUUUAUAAUCAGUAUCUCUUUGUUUUGGGCUAUAAUCAUGUUAAUUUUUGGAGGAACAUUCAUAAUUAGUAGUUCUAAGUUGUACUAUCUGAAAGACUGAAGUGCAAACUAUGAGCUUUAAGAAGAGACUUGAUUCUGAAUUCUUACUUUAAGCUUUUCUUUGAAUGCA